Messenger RNA from Gryllus bimaculatus (two-spotted cricket), 1356 nucleotides. Lineage: Eukaryota; Metazoa; Arthropoda; Insecta; Orthoptera; Gryllidae. The record is from the annotation of a GenBank genome assembly.
AUGCAACCAGCAGCCACGAAACCCUCAGAGCCAGCUAAACCGGCGGCCACAAAGCCUGCAGAGCCAGCUAAACCAGCAGCCACGAAACCUGCAGAACCAGCCAAACCAGCUGCCACGAAAUCUGCAGAACCAGCCAAACCGGCAGCCAAAAAGCCUGCAGAACCAACUAAACCCGCAGCAACGAAACCUGCAGAGCCUGUGAAACCAGCAGCCACGAAACCCGCAGAGCCAGCCAAACCAGCGACAGCGAAACCUGCAGAUCCGUCAAAGCCAGCGGCCGCUAAAGGACCCUCGCAGACCGCCAGCUCGAACGACGCGAAGGUAGUCAAGCAAGAGGUGCCAGCCCCAGCGACUCCCGCUCUCGCCGAGCGCCCGGCGCGCAUCCUGGCGGUGAUCCCGUACAACUCGCACAGCCACAACGUCAUGUACGCGCCGCUGUUCCGCGCCCUGGCCUUGCGAGGCCACACCGUCCACGUCCUCAGCCACUUCCCGGCGGAAAACCCUCCGCCGACGUACCGCGACCUGUCCAUCAAGGGCUCGUACGAGUCGUGGGUGGACAACGUGGACAUGGACCUCAUCGCGUCGUACGCGAACCCGCUGUCCGUCGCCACGCUGCUGUGGGCCGAGACGCUGGACGUGUGCUCCAAGGCGAUGGAGCACCCGGCGACGCGCAAGCUGCUCGAGUCCAACGAGCGCUACGACCUGGUCGUGUCGGAGGUGUUCGGCGCCGAGUGCAUGGCGGGCUUCGCGCACAAGUUCCGCGCGCCGCUGGUGGGGCUCAUCAGCAGCGUGGCGCCGCCUGGGGCGCUCGACCGCAUGGGCAACCCCGACCAUCCGGCCUACACCGCCAACUACUUCCUGCCCUACACGGAGCGCAUGACGUUCUGGCAGCGGCUCGCCAACUCCUUCCACGGCUGGGCGGUCAGGAGGCUCAAGUACCUCCUCUGCGACCGCCCCACCGACGCGCUGGCGCGCAGGUACUUUGGACCAGAUCUCCCGAGCACUACAGAGCUGGUGCAAAAUACCAGUCUGAUACUGGUCAACACUCACUACAGUAUCAACCAGCCUCGUCCCAUGGUACCAGGUGUGGUGGAAGUUGGUGGUCUACAUAUAGGAGAACCAAAGCCGUUGCCUGAGGAGCUGGAGCGGUACGUGAGCGAGGCGGAGGCGGGCGUGGUGGUGUUUUCGCUGGGCACGAUGGUGCGCGUCAGCACGUGGGCGGACGAGCGCCUGCGCGCGCUCUGGGGGGCGCUGGGCGCACUGCCGCAGCGCGUCAUCAUCAAGUCACGUGACCCGCUGCCCUCCGCGCCGCCCAACGUGCGCGUCGAGCGAUGGCUGCCGCAGUUCGACCUGCUC